CUGAGAAUUACCGGCGAAACUGCCAAAAUAAUAUUUUCAACGAUUUGAGAUAUUUAGCCUAAUAUUAUUGGAUCUAUACAUCAAAAUCGUUUAUUGGAGACGUGGAAACAUACAUUACUAGUUUAUCCAGUUUUCAAGUAAUGGACACUCCCAAUAGUUCUGUUUCAUCUCAGGCAACAAGUGAAGCAUCUCAGCUGUUGAAAUUUUCUGUGAUUUUGAAAGAUUUGCUGAAUAUUCCAGAUGAUGUAGGGAUAUCCCCUGGAUCUACUGAAACAAAGGAAAUUAGAGAUUCAUCUGAUUCAGUACAAAGUAUAGGACAAUACAUGGCAGCACCCGUGAAUAACUCAAGCUCUGAUUCAGACAUGAACAAUUCAGUGACCAAUGCUAGUGGGCAAGCCAUAAUGAAUCUGUUAAGGAACAGCAUGAAUGGAACUGGCAGCCAGCAGCAAAUUAUUCUCCAAGGAGAUGACAGCUGUAAUAGCUUCAGUGUUUACAGUAGUGAUGUCACAAUAGUUGCAAGCACUGCCAGUAGUGGCCUCCAUACGCCUGGCAGCAAUAAGGUGAAAACUAGUCCAGUUGUUAAUUAUGAUUGGGAGUCGAAGUAUUAUGUUGGGAAUCUCGUAGCUAUACACAGAGAUGGCAUAUAUGCAGCAUACAGUUUGUCAGGGAAGUCUGGAGGUGUCGUUCGCAUCGUGAACCGAAAGACUGCUGAGAGGACCCUCCUGAAGGGAUUUAUGGGAAAGGUCAUUGAUAUAUCAUUCGCCAAUUUGAGCUCUGUUGUAUUUGCUGGAGUUGAUGAAAUCGGGAAUAUGUUCAUUUAUGAGCUGAACGAGACAAUGGAGAAUAAAAUAACCACCACCCUGUUACUGCAAGUAAAUCGACCUGAGGGUGUGUCCCCCUCUGACUACCAUAGGGUAAUCUGGUGCCCUUAUAUACCUGAUGAGGAGGAAUAUCCAGGAGAGUUGGACGAUAACAGCAAGCUACUCGUCCUUACUCAUGAAAAUGUGGCUGAAAUGUGGAGCAUUGAUAUUGUGACACGCAAGUUUGGAUGUGGACCCCUUUAUCCUGAUGAUAUUGAUGUUGGAUACCUCGUCAUCGACAGCCAUACAAAGGCGAUAAUGGAUGCAUCCUUCUCACCAGAUGGCACUGCCCUAGCAACAGCAAGUCUCGAUGGAGAAGUGAAAUUUUUCCAAGUCUACAUGCAUGAAUCAACAUCUCCACGCUGUCUUCACCAGUGGAAACCACAUGAAGGGAAACCUCUCUCUUGUUUAUUCUUUCUUGAUGACCACAAACAUCCUAACCCAGAUGUCCAAUUCUGGAAGUAUGCAGUGACUGGCGCUGACAACAACAAUCAGAUCAAAGUCUGGAGCUGCGAGUCCUGGACGUGUCUUCAGACCAUCAACUUUACUGCACCAAACAAUUUGUCAUCUGGUUACAUAGAGCCCAUUAUCAAAGCCAACAUAGAUCUCAGUGCCAGCUAUAUGGUGCUUUCUGAUAUUAAACGCAGCGUUCUGUACAUUCUACACCUCCAUCAAGACGCUACUGCUGGUAAAGCUCACGUCAGUUCAGUGUCAGAGUUUAUCCUGGCCAAUCCCUGUCUCAGUUACGCUAUUCUCGAUGCAAGCAGAAGGAAAUUUAAACGAUCUGCUGAGCAUCAUGAGAUGGAUGAUGUAACAACAGGUGAGAUCAUGAAUGAUGAAGAUGAAGAGGAAAUCUGUGACAGAAUGGAAGAGGGUUCAAAUAUUGGUGUCUUAGUCAAAAUGUACUCACUCCAUUCAAAGGCGCUGCAGGAACUACAGAUACGAUUUAAGCCAGAAUCUUCUGUGACUUUCCCCAAUACAGCUUGCUCUGUAAGCUCAGUCUCCCAGGAUGAAAUAGGUCUGAAAGAUGGCCUGUCUGAUAUGAGUAUGAUAUCAAGCUCAGAAAAUGAAGGUUUCCAGACAGAUAAGUCGACCAAAGAUGUGCCUCACCCUGUACUCCUUACCCCUGAUGCCUUUACAUCUAGCCCUGUGUCUAGGAUAGCGACAGAUACUAGUGCAUCUGAUGGUAGUAUUCUCCAAAGCAGUACAAGUAGCAGCUUUACACAUGUAACAGCCAUGUUGGAAGACCAGGUGACCACCCCUCAACUUACAGGCUCACCCAGUAGCUCAAUCACACUUACUCCCUCCUCAACAGCCAGCCCUGGCCAUGUUAAGACUCCAUCAAGUGUUCCUCUUCCACCAGUUACACCUGGGGAGGAGAGGAAAUUAAUGGAACAGCACCAUAGGUUAGGACAAGGGGAGCCCCCUGUGGCGACCUCUGAAACUAUAGAUGCCAUGUUUGGUUCUGCACUUGGACGCAGGCAAGUGUUUCAGAGCACAGGAAGCUCAAGUUCAGCAUCACUAGAGGUCAGUGAAAUAUUCUCACAAUCCCAAACUCGGAAAUCAGAACAAGAACAUUUCUCAACAAUUGCUGGUAAUAUUGGAGAGGAAGAUGCCGAAAAUUUCCAAGAUGCCGAUGAAGUAGAAAUUGUCGAGGAAAUCGAACAAGAUCUUAAUGUUGAUGAAAUUGAGAAUGAAUCAUCAGCACAGACCCCUGAGCAGCCUAACGAGAGAGGUGAUGGACCAUCGCGGGAUCAAUAUGACUACACUAUCUGGCCAAAUGCACCACUCAUCAAUCGAAGUGCAGAGAGGGCAGAAGCCAUAAGUAGCAGCAAAGAAGACAGUACUGAGAAUCAAACUGGAGAUGAUUCAAGUUCAAACUUAGAUGACCUUGAUGUUACCGACCAGCUUGUGACCUUGAACUCUGACCUUGGACAAACAGACGACAUUGUAUUGGCCAAUCAGAGUGUAGAUAUAAGAGAUGAUAGUGAGCCGGUCAUUGAUGGCCAGACAUUCGCAGAGCAACUGGAAGGAGAUGUUGAGUUGGAGAAAGAAGAUGUGGUGAUCAAUGGUUCCCCACGUGAGCCAUCUCCCCUGCCCAGGAGCGAAUCAACUGACCCGUUCAACAAUGAAGAAAGUAUGUUACUGUCAUCCAGUAUGAGUAGUCCAGACAAGCCCAGUAAACCCCAGUCUGUUCAAGACACUAGUCGAGACCCGCUGCCAGUUAUAUACAAUGUCCCUAUGAAAGAGGUCAACGAUACAAUGCAGCAGAUGUCAGCACUGUUACGAGAACAUCAGAAUGAAGUCCAGCAGUUGCGCUAUGAGGUCCAAGAACAAAGAACUCAGCUGAACAGACUUGAACACACUGUUGGACGCAGAGUUGAGGGGGCUCUUACUCAACACUCACAGAGUGAGCAGGAGAAACUUCAUGGUCUCCUGGGGGAGAAACAUCAAAAAGAACAGAUUCAGCAGGAGCAGCUACUGGCUAAUAUGACGCAAUCUCUACAGUCGACACUAUCCAAUAAAAUAGACAGAAUCGUCAAACAGGAAAUAAAAAACAAUGUGAUACCAACCCUUGCAAAGGCAUUAGAUCCAUUAAAAGAUUCUUUACACCAGGAAAUGGCCCAGAAACUUACAGCCACUGACUCACUUAUGAAAGAAAAUAUAUCCAAACUAGUAAGAUCAAAACAAACAACCGAUGCAAUUGGACAAUCAGCAGGUCAGGCCAUCCAGGGUAUUAUCCAGGCCUCAUAUAAAGAUGCUUUCCAAGCCAUAGUGGUGCCAGUAUUUGAGAGAUCCUGCCAUAACCUGUUUAGACAAAUGAAUGACACUUUUCAACAAGGAACCAGAGAAUACACACAAAUGUUUGAGGGUCAACUGGACAAGUUACGGAAACGACAAGAAUCCUUACAGGACCCCAUAGUUUCUCAACUACAGGGUAUCACUAAUAUGUUUAAACAGACUGCAGACUCACAGGCUCAAGUAAUGUCCACACUGAAACAGGAAGUGAAAGGUAUUCAAAGUUCCCUCACAAAGGAAAUUCGCUCAGUUGUAAAGACAGAAAUGGCCAGUGCCAUGAAAGAACAACAAAGCACAAUCAGCGACAGUGUCAUGAAUGCAGUACGCACCACAGCUGCUACCCCGGUUCCCAUAGCAACGCAAGACCCCCACCAACAACAAACGCACAUCGUGAACCUGUUAGCACAAGGACAGUUAAAUACUGCCUUUCAACAGGCAUUAUCCGCAUCUGAUCUUAACCUGGUGAUAUUUGUAUGUGAGACAGUGAACCCAACGCAAGUGUUCCACCAAACCCCCUGUCCCCUGGAGCAACCUGUUCUGCUAUCUCUUAUACAACAAUUGUCUGCUGACCUAGAGACAAACACUGAACUCAAACACCAGUACCUUGAAGAAGCAGUGAUGAAUCUAGAUAGCACUAACCCAGUGACAAGAGAACAUAUGCCUAUAGUGUUACACACAUUAUGUCAAAAAAUACACGCCUGUUUACAGACUAGGUCAGUGGACAGAAUGACUCGGCCAUUAAAAAUGCUACUCAUGGCAUCUCAGUCGUUACUCAAGUAGUUAUUACUCAAGUUGUGUAGUAACAGUAUGUGGGGAAAAUGGUAUUCUUACUUGUGUAAUAAUAGUGGAUGUUACUAUGGAAACUAGCAAUUGUCUUUAUUUUCAAGCUCAACUCAUCCGUUUCUUUGGUGCUAUAUUAUCAUGGAUUUUCACAUUCGAAAUUGGAUAUCCAGAUAAUUUCAUUGAAAUAUAUGUUGAGAAAGGUGAAUUAAAAUGAAAAAGAAUGAAAUCGGCAAGGAAUAAAGUAAACAGACAUGCAGAUAACGAAGUGGAUUGUAUUGAAAUGCAAGAAAAGCAGGUCAUUCUUUCAAAGAGAGAGAGAUGGCAUGGAGUGGAGAAGUGCAAAAAUAGCAUUAAUUAGUAAAAGAAAUCCAGCAGUUUUCCGACUACUUAUAGUUCAGCUAUACAUCUAUACAUCAACUGAUAUGUUUUGUCGCUACUUAAAUAUGAAAAAUCGAAGCAGAUAAACACAUAGAUAGAGGAAUGCAAAGUUGGCCAGGGAUCAAAAGCUAUGACAUUCUUGACUGGAAAAAUACAUUUUCUAUUUUCAAUUAGACUGAAAAAUGUAUUCCUAGCUUUUAUAAGAAUUUAUCUUAAAUUGGAACGAACCUCUUAAGAAAUAUACCUCAGAAGAGCUAAAAUAAUGAAGUACCUUUAAUGAAGCUAAGAUGCAUUAUUAUUAUUAAUGCGAUUUAUACAGUGCCAACGAAUAAUAUGAGACAUGUAGGAAUAUAGAGCUUAUGUUUGUUUCAGGUUUAUUUGAAAUUAUUCCCAAUUUAGAGUAAUAAACAAACAAAUUCCCAUUGUUUACACGUUAUGUCCCAAAAUGCAUUCACCUCAGGUGUUCAAAAGAUAUAUUCAUUUAUUGCAGGUUUUAUACUUAAAUUAAUUUUUCCUGUUGGUUUAAAAAUAUACAGGGUGUCCAUGAUGUCUAUUAACACUUUAUGUACACUUUGUAUUGCAUUUGUUAAGAGAGUUAAUGGACAAAGUAUUUCUUGAUAUAUGAUGAAAUAAUGAAUGAUGUCAACAUAACAAAAUCAUGGUUCUGUCAUUUUCCCACUUUGUCAAUGUAAUUGUACCAGGAUAGGUUAUUUGUUAC
Owenia fusiformis is the source of this 5538-nucleotide messenger RNA. The record is from the annotation of a GenBank genome assembly. NCBI's taxonomy places the organism in Eukaryota, Metazoa, Annelida, Polychaeta, Sabellida, Oweniidae.